Hibiscus syriacus is the source of this 738-nucleotide messenger RNA. RefSeq names its product bidirectional sugar transporter SWEET4-like. Gene Ontology annotation, cellular component: membrane. The transcript has 6 exons. Gene Ontology annotation, biological process: carbohydrate transport. Lineage: Eukaryota; Viridiplantae; Streptophyta; Magnoliopsida; Malvales; Malvaceae. Gene Ontology annotation, molecular function: sugar transmembrane transporter activity. Bases 1 to 738 code for a protein of 245 amino acids. The record is from RefSeq and is a predicted model, not a curated record.
AUGGUUAGCGCUGAAAUUGCAAGAACAAUUGCAGGGAUCAUUGGAAAUGUCAUCUCAUUCUUUCUAUUUGCAUCACCAAUACCAACAUUUGUGAACAUAUAUAAGAGAAAAGCAGUGGAGCAAUUCAAACCAGAUCCCUACAUAGCAACAGCAAUGAACUGCAUGCUGUGGAUAUUGUAUGGUUUACCAAUGGUUCAUCCAGGCAGCGCCCUUGUUGUCACCAUCAAUAGCAUUGGACUUACAAUGGAGCUCAUUUAUCUCACCAUUUUCUUCAUUUAUGCCACCAACAAAAGCCGAUUGAAGGUCAUUGGAUGGCUUGGAAUAGAGAUAUUAUUUUUGGGCAUUGUAGCGGCAUGCACAUUGAAAUUGCGCAAAACUCAUGCCCAAAGAUCGGCCCUUGUUGGCAUUCUUUGUGUCAUAUUUGGAGUUGUAAUGUAUAUUUCACCUCUUACCAUUAUGAGGAAGGUGAUCAAAACAAAGAGUGUCAAAUACAUGCCAUUUUAUCUCUCAUUGGCCAACUUUCUUAAUGGAGUUAUUUGGGUCACGUAUGCCCUCUUUCGCCUUGAUCUCUACAUCUUGAUUGCCAAUGGACUGGGGGCACUAUCUGGAGCAAUACAGUUGAUUCUCUAUGCUUGCUAUUUCAAGUCUACCCCGGAAGACGGUGAUGAAAACGGUGGCGUCAAGCCAUCCGAUGUCGAACUGUCCGGCAACAAUGGACCAUAUGGAUCAACUGUUUGA